AAUCUUUGUUUAACCUUUUCGGUUUCUCCGUCGUAUCAGUUCGCCGGCAGUUUCCAGCGGCGACACUAUUUUCAUUUUUCACGUGUUUAUUUUGAUUUUUGAAGCUAUGCCUAAACGAACAGCAGAAGCGUCUCUAUCACCUGGAAUCCAAAGAAACAAACCAGACUCUUUAAGCAAUUACAGAUCUCAAGUAGCUGAGCUUUUGUCUCAAGGUGAGAGGAUCUCGUGUCAUCAUGAUCAACAACAAGACAGUGAGAGGCAUUCUGAGAGUGUGAUAGGAGCUGGGAUGUCGAAUUUCGAGAAAGAGAAUUUGAAUGUCUUGUUAAGGCAGUGUGUGAGGAAUCUGACUCCAGAAGUUGAUGAGUUGCAGCAAUGUGUAUGCACCAUGUCCCUGAUUUCACAGCUUGGCAACAAAUGUCAGUCAUCUUCACCGAGCAGUUUUGUUCCUGAGGAAUCCCUAGGGGCGAGCGAAGAUGAUAUUCAACUGCUUCUGAGGUCUGACCCUGAUAUGGUCAAGAACAUAACGUCCCAGUAUUCGAACGUUCUGUUUUCCAAACUGGACAAUAUGCAGCAGGAACUCGAGAAUCUUCUUGACGAUGUGGUGGCCACUUGCAGACCUAUGACUCGUGAUGAAAUCCGUGAGCUUCAGAAAUCAAUCAAAGAGCUUCCUGAAAGAAAUCUCAACCGUGUUGCUGAAAUAGUAGGAAACCAUUGCAUAACAUCUGAUGGAGAUUUCAAUGAUAAGUUUAUAGUCAACCUGGAUGAGGCGGACAACAUCAUGCUAUGGAGAUUGCAUUUCUAUAUAAAAGCAGUCAAGAGUGCCCGGAGGCUCGCUCCGUAGCUAACUUAGGCUGUAUACAUGGUUACUGGUUAGGAUGUUAAGUUGGGUCAAAUUCUCUGGGAGCUCUCCCAAACUAAAAACAAAUUCUCUAUUACUCUUUGCUAUAAUAACGAAUAUUGUUUAUAUUUA
Capsella rubella is the source of this 970-nucleotide messenger RNA. RefSeq lists its product as uncharacterized. Bases 107 to 841 code for a protein of 244 amino acids. The transcript has 7 exons. Lineage: Eukaryota; Viridiplantae; Streptophyta; Magnoliopsida; Brassicales; Brassicaceae. The record is from RefSeq and is a predicted model, not a curated record.